Messenger RNA from Aspergillus udagawae, 402 nucleotides. RefSeq lists its product as uncharacterized. NCBI's taxonomy places the organism in Eukaryota, Fungi, Ascomycota, Eurotiomycetes, Eurotiales, Aspergillaceae. The transcript is spliced from 2 exons. The coding region runs from base 1 to 402 and encodes 133 amino acids. The record is from RefSeq and is a predicted model, not a curated record.
AUGAUGGAAGUACUGGUCACCGUUAUGCCCAUGCGCAUUGCAACGAGUCCUCUGGGGACAACCCCAAUGGAACGAAUGAAUGCUUUUGGGGAAAUUGUCAGAUCAAGAGUUCCUUACCCAGUCGACUACAUGCAGUGGGCUGCUUCAAACAAGAUGGUCAUAAGCGUCAAGGAGGUUCCUGGCUCAAUCAAGCUUGCUUUCCUCGAGUCCGACGCCGGAGACAAUUCUACGUUUGCUACGGUAGAACAGGACGCCGAUUCACCUUGGACCGCAGCGCCGGAGCACAUGGAUGAAAGUCAGAUACAACAGGACACUUGGGGCACUUCAGCAGAUAAUACAACUGGGGACUGGGAUGCGAAGGACGAAAGUACUAAGGGAGAGAACACGAGCGGGGAGUGGUAG